This is a messenger RNA of Cydia fagiglandana, 406 nucleotides long. RefSeq names its product cytochrome c-like. The record is from RefSeq and is a predicted model, not a curated record. The transcript has a single exon. NCBI's taxonomy places the organism in Eukaryota, Metazoa, Arthropoda, Insecta, Lepidoptera, Tortricidae. Gene Ontology annotation, molecular function: electron transfer activity; heme binding. The coding region runs from base 55 to 381 and encodes 108 amino acids. Gene Ontology annotation, cellular component: mitochondrial intermembrane space. Gene Ontology annotation, biological process: mitochondrial electron transport, cytochrome c to oxygen; mitochondrial electron transport, ubiquinol to cytochrome c.
AUUAACUCGCCUGUGUUCGUGUAGCUCUAUAUCUCCCCAACUUCAUAAAGAAAAAUGAGCGUACCUGCAGGAAACGCUGAGAAUGGCAAGAAGAUAUUUUUCCAGAGAUGUGCACAGUGCCACACAGUAGAGGCUGGCGGCAAACACAAAGCAGGCCCCAACCUCCACGGCUUCUUCGGACGCAAGACUGGCCAGGCCGAAGGAUUCUCAUACUCAGAUGCCAACAAGGCCAAGGGUAUCACCUGGAAUGAGGAGACCCUGUUCGAAUACCUGGAGAACCCCAAGAAAUACAUCCCCGGAACCAAAAUGGUGUUCGCCGGUCUGAAGAAGACCAACGUACGCGCGGACCUCAUCGCGUACCUCAAGAGCGCGACUAAGUAAUCAAAUAAAAUAUUAGGUGACUUAU